GCAGCAGAUGACUACCCAUUUGACGACGUGUACCCGGUGAGUACAAGUAGUCGGGUACUUGAUCGUUCGUCGGAAUCAGUUUGCCAUAAAACCUGCAAAAGCCUUAAGACAGCUCGAUCAUGGGAGGAUCGCAGAGUGUGGAGAUACCGGGAGGUGGCUCCGAGGGCUACCACGUCCUCCGGGUUCAGGAGAACUCCCCAGGUCACCGUGCAGGACUGGAACCUUUUUUUGACUUCAUUGUCUCCAUCAAUAACACCCGACUGAACAAGGACAACGACACCUUGAAGGACCUUCUGAAAGCCAGCGUGGAGAAACCAGUCAAGAUGUUGGUCUACUCUUCAAAGACCCUGGAGCUGCGCGAGUCCACCGUCACACCCAGCAACCUGUGGGGGGGUCAGGGCUUGCUCGGCGUCUCCAUUCGCUUCUGCAGCUUUGAAGGAGCCAACGAGAACGUUUGGCACGUUCUUGAGGUGGAGCCAAAUUCGCCCGCGGCCCUCGCCGGUUUGAGACCACACACCGACUACAUCAUUGGAGCUGACACUGUCAUGAACGAGGUGGGCGAUCGCAACAGGAUGUCCAGACAUGUUGCUCUCGCACGCUGUCAUGAUGGGUCCUCCGGUCGUGACGACUGCGUUUUUUUCCCCGUGCAGUCCGAGGAUUUGUUCUCCUUGAUCGAGAGCCACGAGGGGAAGGGCCUGAAGCUCUACGUGUACAACACCGACACCGACAACUGCAGGGAGGUGGUCAUCACACCCAACGGUGCCUGGGGAGGAGAGGGAAGCCUCGGAUGCGGGAUUGGCUACGGAUACCUGCAUCGGAUUCCCACGCGACCUUUUGAGGAGGGGAAGAAGAUCUCCUUCCCGGGGAAUGCUUCUGGCGAGCCUGUCGGUCCGUUGAAGGACGGAUUCACUGAGGUCCAGUUGUCUGCCGUGACCCCGCCUCCUACCGCCACCACACUUCCCUCUGGCCUUGAAGACUCGCUGUCAGGCCUUUCAAUCAGUACAGCCCCUCCCACCAUGCCGAGCGAACUGCAGACGGGUUUGCCCACAGUCCCUCUGCUCCCCUCCUCCAAUCCGUCCCUCAGUCCCCUCACUCCUCUCAAUCCUGCCACGGCCAGCUUCAACCCCGCCACCACGUUACCAGGCUUGAUGCCCCUUCCGGGUGGCUUACCGCCGCUGCCCAACCUUCCCAAUCUCAACUUGCCGCUCCCGGACCUCGGCGCCAUCUCACUAGCGGGCACCAGUACCUUAAUGCCAGCCGGAACCACAGUCACCCCGCUGAAUAUACCUGGCCUGGCAUCUCUGCCUCCUUUGCCCGCCAUGCUGCCCUCCCAGCUGACUCCUCUCCUGCCACAGGGCGUUGCCCCCAUUCUGCCUACUUCCACCGCCGUCGCCCCUCCGGCCUCUGUCACGGUAACACCUGCCUCGGUGUCUGUCGGCGACGUCACAAACCCCACGGAACUGCAGCCUUCUUCGGAGACAACGCUUACCUCCUCGUAACCUGGGAAUGUAUCUCUCUCAACCAUCGAACCAAAACACACACACACACACGGCUUUUCUUUCCUCUCAUCUCUUUCUCUCUUUAGUUUUCUAUUUAUUUAGCCGAGAGGGACAGGUUGCACCCAGUCAGAGAUUCCAAGUGUGAGUGAGGUUUAUGAAAAACAUGUCUUCAUAAACAGAUUGUUAUAUUGCAGUGGUGGACCGGGCCGCACUGCAGCUUGCCUUCAAUCACACUUCACUUUGCGAUUUACUUCUGAGUGUUCCUUUAUUUGCCCUUCUGCGGUGUCAUUUCUUCCGUUUGAGAAUGUUCAGUGUUCCGGUAUUGACUGAAAUAUUCAUUCAUUCCCUUUUUAUAUACUGUAUGAGCAAACAAACCGUUUAUAAUCAUUCAUCAUGCGGUCUAACACAGAAAAAAAGAAACCGCACUAUUGUACUAAUCUUGGUACAGUCAUUGUAUAAAGUGAAUUCCGUAUAUAAAAUGGUGAAUAAUUAAGAA
Messenger RNA from Hippocampus comes (tiger tail seahorse), 1995 nucleotides. RefSeq names its product golgi reassembly stacking protein 2 (gene gorasp2). Gene Ontology annotation, cellular component: Golgi apparatus. The coding region runs from base 120 to 1499 and encodes 459 amino acids. Gene Ontology annotation, biological process: Golgi organization. The record is from RefSeq and is a predicted model, not a curated record. The transcript is spliced from 9 exons. Lineage: Eukaryota; Metazoa; Chordata; Actinopteri; Syngnathiformes; Syngnathidae. Gene Ontology annotation, molecular function: protein binding.